GAAUCAAACCGCUUGUUGAAGCUACCCCAUCCUGAUCACCUGGAGAGCCUUGAGCCUUGCCCUGCACAGGUGUACAAAUACCAUGCAUUCACAGAGGACGAGCACCCAUACUCGUGCACGUCAAUGGGUUGUGCCAUUCCACCUUCAGUCAUGACGGCCCCAAGUUCAUAUCGCUCACUCAGAUGGCAUGAGCCGAGCGCUAAUCGCCCUAUGAUGAUAUGCCGAGCAAGCCAGAAAUUUGGCAAGCGAACGUUCCAUUGCCAGCAUGUCUUGCAGGAUCUGCUGCCUCACAAUGUGGUGACUCAUUCAGACAGUAUAAUUUGA
Postia placenta MAD-698-R-SB12 is the source of this 324-nucleotide messenger RNA. RefSeq lists its product as hypothetical. Lineage: Eukaryota; Fungi; Basidiomycota; Agaricomycetes; Polyporales; Adustoporiaceae. The record is from RefSeq and is a predicted model, not a curated record. The annotation marks the transcript as partial. The transcript is spliced from 2 exons.